Molecule: messenger RNA, 822 nt
Organism: Colletotrichum godetiae
Lineage: Eukaryota; Fungi; Ascomycota; Sordariomycetes; Glomerellales; Glomerellaceae
Exons: 1
Coding region: 1-822 (273 amino acids)
Source: RefSeq, a predicted model, not a curated record
AUGGGUGUCUUCCACGGCUUGGUUGCGAUCGUCCUUCUCGUCGCAACUCACUUAGCAACUGCCCAGCUGCCGACCAAUGCCAUCGAAGUCGACCUCGUAUUCCCUCGCGCGGGUGGGAAAUAUGCCAAAACAAGCGACGGCCUCCCAGUCGUCCUCUCACUGCAGAACCCCAACGUCGCCUAUCACUUUGGCUGGGUCUUCUCAUGGGAUAUCUACAAGAAGCCUCUUGAAAAUGUUCGGAGCUUACCUUUCAACACUAUUGGGUCCAUCCUAAAGAACGACUCCACCUACUCCGACAACCCGCACGUGGAAGCCCAGUAUACGGAGGCCCUUGACACGGGCGAGUACAUGUUCUCCUGGACCGUUCAUACUGGCCCUUGGUGUAAUCUUUCGAAUGCCUGGGUCGAGUAUUCAGCAAACCACAAAGUCAACAAUGGCACCUUCGACUUCACCAUUGAGCAGGGAGCCCCGACGCCAACCUUCACCGGAACAUGCCCAACUGCUUUGGGCAUGAUUAACUACGCGUCUUUGACGACAUAUCAUGGCCUCUUUGAUGGGGCGUACGAUGAUCCGGUCACAAGCCCGAUGUCAUGUGCAAUCACAACCAAUGUGACCUUCACAGCAGAGCCGUGCAGGGCAACAAUCAAUGAAGCACAGGCUACGAGUAUCUCCAGCCAACUUCAUUUGGGAACCUACGCGACUGCGUCAGCCACAGCAUCGCCGACGGGUUCCGCCGCUGCUGCCCAACACACGUUGAACAGGCGCCUAAUCUGGGCUGUCGUGUCAUUUAUUGUCCUGUUUGGCACUCAUGUAGCCCAAUGA